Soboliphyme baturini is the source of this 689-nucleotide messenger RNA. NCBI's taxonomy places the organism in Eukaryota, Metazoa, Nematoda, Enoplea, Dioctophymatida, Soboliphymatidae. The record is from the annotation of a GenBank genome assembly.
CAAACUACAUGUCCUUUCAGCAAACGGAACCCGGCUGCAACAAACAAUUGACUUUUGACCCAGUGACAGUUCGCGACUUGUUGACAGGUCCUUACAAUAUUACCACUGCCGCGAAGCAAUACACAACUCGGUGGCCUCCAAAACCAGCAUUUUACCGACUUCGCCAGACAGGAUAUAAAAAUGGCCUGGUCACGUAUGAUAUUGAAUUUUGCGAGAUGCUGAGAAAACCUAGCACCGAAAUAUUGCAGGCGUUCAGAAGGAAGGGCUAUGAAAUCAUGUUUUCGUUUGUCACUUCCACCCACAACCAAAGAAUUGCUUGCGUAAAUAUCCGCAAUCCCAUUCAUCAACCGCCGAAGUUCACUAUCCUCUAUUCUCAAUGCAACUGUACGGACCUCGGCUGGACUUUGCCUGAGUUGUUGGCCAUAUGCCAGACGUUGUAUUGCGACCUCGUUGCAUACGAUUACAGCGGCUACGGUCAGAGCGAUGGUCGACCGAAAGAAUCGAACGUCUACUGCGACAUCGCCGCCGUCUACGACUUCGCUGUGGACAAGUUGCUUGUGCCACAGGAAAGCAUCAUUGCUUGGGGCUUCUCGUUGGGAUCGGCUGCUUCCAUUGACCUCGCCUGCAGGCGUCCUUUGAAAGCGCUGAUUCUGCAUUCGACCUUUCCUUCCGCCCUUCGCAUUGCCUUC